AUGGCACUCCACAUGCGCAUUGGCAACACAACGCUUAUGCACGCAGUAAAGAAAGCCCACACCCCACCAGAUGCGCUUGUGCGGGAAGCCCCUCCGCUGAUGAGGUUCCGCGCGAACAAGGCGCACAAGCCACAUGGGACUAUGCCAUGUCGGAAAAUAAUCCUGCAGACGACAUUUUGCGAGGUGAAAGGGUCUAACCGACGGGCGUCGCGAAGGGGUGUGGCUUUAAAAGGGGGCCCGGGGGGCGGGUUAAGGGCGCUUUCCGCACCCCCCCCCCNCCCCCCCCCCCUACAUCAGUUCCAUAAAAACUAA
Trypanosoma grayi is the source of this 312-nucleotide messenger RNA. RefSeq lists its product as hypothetical. NCBI's taxonomy places the organism in Eukaryota, Euglenozoa, Kinetoplastea, Trypanosomatida, Trypanosomatidae. The record is from RefSeq and is a predicted model, not a curated record. The coding region runs from base 1 to 312 and encodes 103 amino acids. The transcript has a single exon.